Molecule: messenger RNA, 690 nt
Organism: Eimeria necatrix
Lineage: Eukaryota; Apicomplexa; Conoidasida; Eucoccidiorida; Eimeriidae
Source: RefSeq, a predicted model, not a curated record
AUGCGUGAGAACUGCAUGCAUGCACUUGCAUGCACGCAUGCAUGCACGCACUUGCAUGCAUGCACUUGCAUGCAUGCAUGCAUGCAUGCAAGUGUUCACAGGGCAGUUAGGCGCGUGGCUGUAGGCUGUGGAGGCCGUUUGCGCCCAUGCAUGCAUGCAGCAAGUGCAUGCAUGCAUGCAGCAAGUGCAUGCAUGCAGCAACUGCAUGCAGCAACUGCAUGCAUGCAUGCAUGCAAGUCCACGCAUGCAUGCACUGCGCAUGCGCGUGCGGCAGGGGGGCGGCGGCGGAGGAGGGGCCCCCCGGAAAGGCGGACUUUCAAACUUGGAAAAUUUUGCAGUUUUAGUACCCUCUUUUGUGGUGGGGGCCCUCGUGGUGGCUUCUUGGCAUUCCACGAGCAUUUGCAGCUGCGGGGACUCUGCUGCUGCUGCGGACGCAGCUGCUGCAGACCCUGCUGCUGCUGCUGCUGCUGCUGCUGCUGCAGCGCCGUCGCCGAACGCGUCGCCCGACUCUGCAGCAACAGCAGCCGAGCCCCCUGCAGCAGCAGCAGCAGCAGCAACUGCUGCUGCUGCUGCUGCGCCGCAGGGCGAGGAAGCAGCAGCAGCAGCAGCAGCAGCAGCAGCAGCAGCAGAGGCCGGGGAAGCUGCAGGCAGCCGCUGAGCCCUCGAAAGGAGACAGCGCAGCAGCAGUAG